Molecule: messenger RNA, 766 nt
Organism: Helianthus annuus (common sunflower)
Lineage: Eukaryota; Viridiplantae; Streptophyta; Magnoliopsida; Asterales; Asteraceae
Product: mavicyanin
Exons: 2
Coding region: 64-612 (182 amino acids)
Cellular component (GO): plasma membrane
Molecular function (GO): electron transfer activity
Source: RefSeq, a predicted model, not a curated record
AACUAUUUGCAUCAAUUAAGAUCUCAUUCCCUCCCCCCACAAAUACAUACCAAAACCCACACAAUGAGAAUAUACCCGAUUGGGUUUGUGUUGUUGGUAUUGGUUACUUGUGGCAUAUCAUGUUUAGCCAUAGAUUAUACCGUUGGAGACUCUGCUGGAUGGUCACUUAGCGUUGAUUAUAGCACUUGGGCUUCAGGCAAAAAGUUCAAUGUUAGAGAUAGCCUUGUGUUUAACUAUGGAAGUAGUCACACGGUAGCUGAAGUGAGCGCAGACGACUAUGAUAAAUGCAACGUCGCAAACUCCAUAAUGUCGUACUCCUCCAGCCCCACCACAGUCACUCUAAACAAAACAGGUACACACUACUUCGUUUGUGGUGUGGUUGGACACUGCAGUGGUGGGAUGAAGGUGGCGGUUCCGGUGACCGGAGACGGUGGUAGUGGUGGUGCCACCCCAGCUCCAUCUGGGCCAGAUGGUUCUUCCUCCGCCAAGCCUACUCCUACACCAUCAAGCGGCACGGGAAAGGUUCCGGCAUCAUCGUCAACCAUUUCUCCGGUUGUAAUCGUUUGGUUGAUUAGUUUGGUUUCUUUAGUGCUUAUGUUUGUUCUUGCUUGAGUUCCCUUGCCAGGAAAGAGGCAGUGCCAUUAAUUUCUCUCUCCGUUGUGUUCCGAUUUUUAUUUAUGUAAUUGAAUUGAUCAGUAAAUAAUGUGUUAUAUCUGAUGUGUUUUGCUAUUCAAAAGGGGUAGCGGAGCAGUUUGUUGUCUGUUUA